ACGCCUUCCUACGCCUCCGCCAUGCAGUUCAGCACCCUCGCCCUCGCCCUCACCGCGCUCGUCUCGAACGCGCUCGCGAUCACGGUCUCGUACGACCAGACGUACGACAACGCGGGCCAGGACCUCGGCGCGACCGCGUGCUCGGACGGCCCGAACGGGCUGCAGACGAAGGGCUUCACGACGCUCGGCUCGCUCCCGCACUUCCCGAACGUCGCGGGCGCGGCGGCGGUCGUGUCGUGGAACUCGCCCAACUGCGGCUCGUGCUGGCAGCUGACGUACGAGGGCCGGAGCAUCAAUGUGCUCGCGGUGGACCAUGCCGACGAGGGCUUCAACCUUGCGCUUGCGGCGAUGAACACGUUGACGAAUGGCCAGGCGGUGUUCUUGGGGAGGAUUGAUGCGGAGGCGACUCAGGUCGACGCGUCCCAGUGCGGCCUUUGAGGAUGCAUGAGUGGAUAUCUUCUAGCUUUCGCGUUUUGCUUGCUCAUGGAC
Molecule: messenger RNA, 489 nt
Organism: Trametes versicolor FP-101664 SS1
Lineage: Eukaryota; Fungi; Basidiomycota; Agaricomycetes; Polyporales; Polyporaceae
Product: Cerato-platanin
Exons: 2
Coding region: 22-438 (138 amino acids)
Source: RefSeq, a predicted model, not a curated record